ACAAACAGACGAACAAAGCAAUUUAUUCUUGCACAUCAUCCAAUCAAUUGAGUAUCUGAUCCACGUAUCUGCAUAGCACACGCCUUUAAUCGACCACAAUGAGCCAGUACACCGCUUCCGUGCCUCCAGAUGGACAAGUGCGGCCGGAGAUUGUAGAGUAUUUCGAGCGCUUCUAUGCCGUCUCUGAUACUCCCGACGCGCACGACAAGUACGCACAGCUGUUUACGAAAGAUGCCAAGUUGAUUAUGGGUCCGGCGGAGUCCAAUGGGCGAGCUGAGAUUCUCAAGUUCCGCCACGGCAUGUGGGAGAAGGUGGCGAAGCGCUCACACCGGCCGCUGCAAGUCUACGCCUUUGGCGCCGGCGCAGACGACGUUAUGCUGCAUGGCGAUGUGGAUUUCGUGCUCAAAGACGACCGCAAGGUGUCCAUGAGCUGGGGAGCAAAGGCUCACUUCGCCAAGGAGGAUGGAGAGCUAAAAAUGGAUGUGUAUCAGGUGUUUUUGGACACGGGUGCUAUGGCGCGGGCAAAGUAGAUUCGAUAGAUCGGCGAUCCAAUUUCACCUCCUGCACCAAGCGACGUCUUUUUUUGGUGCUGCGUUUGAAGUGAGGUGAGUUUGUGUCACCGGCAACAACC
Neohortaea acidophila is the source of this 631-nucleotide messenger RNA. RefSeq lists its product as uncharacterized. Bases 99 to 530 code for a protein of 143 amino acids. The record is from RefSeq and is a predicted model, not a curated record. The transcript is spliced from 3 exons. Lineage: Eukaryota; Fungi; Ascomycota; Dothideomycetes; Mycosphaerellales; Teratosphaeriaceae.